Molecule: messenger RNA, 1327 nt
Organism: Paramisgurnus dabryanus
Lineage: Eukaryota; Metazoa; Chordata; Actinopteri; Cypriniformes; Cobitidae
Source: RefSeq, a predicted model, not a curated record
CAAAGCCAAAAUUACAUCUGUCUUGGGCUGUGUUCUGAAGAUGGACUCCACAAAGAAGGUCACAAAGAAACUUGCCGGUGCUGCUGCAGGAACAGCUGCCUGGUGCACAAAUGUAGGAAACGAACAUGGCCAAGUCCUUGUCUCUGUGCUGACAGCCGCAGAGGGACAUGGACUGCACCCUAUGGCAGCUGGCCUAAUGAAACGCUACCGAGAGGCAGGAGAGGCAGCCCCGAAAGUGAUGUACGUGGACAGAGAUUGCUGCAGUCUUCAUGGCAAGUCUCAGGUGAAUGUCAUGUUUUCGGAGUGGGAUGAGCUUGAAGUGCGCCUUGACAUCUGGCAUUUCAUGCGGCGAUUUGCUGCAGGUGUCACGACAGAGGCUCAUCCGCUCUAUGGGAUCUUCAUGGCACGUCUGUCCAUGUGCAUCUUUGAGUGGGAUCCAGAUGAUGUGGCUGCUCUUCACCGUGCAAAGGAGGGUGAGCUGGCAGCAAAGAAGGCUGGCCACAUCUCAGGAAAGGCGCUGAGUGCCCGCAUUACCCGGAGAGAGUUGGCACUGCACUGCCAGAGGAGGACCAGGGGUGUGGAGGAGACCACCAGAUUGAUUGGAUCUCUGGUUGAUCUGUUUGACAGUGCGAGUGGUAAAGACACUCUGGGAGUUCCUCUGCUGGACCAUGAACGGAUCCAGCAGAUUUGGAAAGAACAGCGUAAGCACGUACAGUGUAUCCAAGACCCUGAGAACUUUCCCCUCUACACGAAGACAGGGACACUGAAGAAAGGCGGUGUGGAACUGUGCUGCUACAGAUGUGCCCGUGGCUCUACCUCUUUGGAAUCAUUCCACCUCCACCUAAACCGUUUUAUUCCAGGAACCAGUGCCAGUGAUGCACAUUUUCAGGCUUAUCUUCUUGAGGGCUUGAUGCGCUGGAAUGAUGACAGGAUGGAAGAUGCCAUAAAAGGAGCGUCCUCCAUCCGGACAUAUGGCAGUGCCAUGAAAGAGGCUGUGGACAAGCUUUCCCGAACUGUCUUCGGAAAGCCCUGGGAUGAGCGCUAUCGCCCUCCUGGAGCAUAUACAGGCAAGAAAUUCAAUAAUUUGUUCUUUUGUAAUAUUCUACUAAGUUAUAUAUUUAGUGUGCUGGGAAUGGAGUACCUUUACAGCCAGACUGGCAAAACACUUACUCCAGUGCUCCAGAACCCAGAGGAGGAAGACAGGCUGGUGGAGGAAGUUGAUGAUCAGGACCUGCAAGAUGAGGGGUUUGAGGAAGAGAUCAUGGAGGACAUCACAGUUCCAGUGCUGUAUGAGGAUGACCCUUGCCUCCCCAUCAUCGAUGGCUGA